AUGGCGUCCAAGAAGGUUACGACGGCCUUUUCGAAAUACACAGUCCAGCCCACGGGAAUCUAUGGCCUCAUCAACCGGAUCUUCGCGCUCGACCCCAAGCGCUCGACUGGUAUCCCCAUGAACCCGCAAUUCCGCAACCCACCACCAGGCGCCCUCGACCCCAACACAUACGAUGACCCCGUCACCGUCCCGGCUGCUGACAUUGCUGAAAACCCAUACUGGAAGCGCGAUGCGCGACGACGAUACCCCAGGCUCUCGACCGUCACACAGGCCGACUCAGUCGCGCUGUUGGAAGUUGGAAGCGCGGCGGCGCCGAAGCAGGAGUUGAUUGGCGAGGCAGGCUCACAGCAGCUGGUUGCCGCACAAGAGCAGGGUGCGAAGGGACUGGCGGUCGCAUUUGAGAGGAACAUUGGCCUGGCAAAGGAUGUGCUGGGCCCUGGUGGCAUGCCCCCGCUGCCCAGCGGUAUGCAUGUUAGUAAUACUGCGGGGAAAAAGAGGUAUGAGUUGGAGGAGGUGCAAUCAUAUGGCGAUGCCUAUCCAUGCCGAACGUUCACUUGA
Cucurbitaria berberidis CBS 394.84 is the source of this 558-nucleotide messenger RNA. RefSeq names its product 21 kDa subunit of NADH dehydrogenase. Lineage: Eukaryota; Fungi; Ascomycota; Dothideomycetes; Pleosporales; Cucurbitariaceae. The coding region runs from base 1 to 558 and encodes 185 amino acids. The record is from RefSeq and is a predicted model, not a curated record. The transcript has 3 exons.